CCCCGUGACGUAUGUAGCUCGGGCGGAAGGAGUAGUAAAAGAACGGGUAACCCAAAGGCUAACUCUCUACCUAAAGACGCAAUAGCUCCAACUACUAAGAGCUUAUUCGGGCUCUUGCCCUUAUUAGUUUCGUAGCUAUCCCGAUGUGGUCUAGUAACCGAGUUGUGCCGCACCAUCGGGUACGGGCGAUCAAAGGGAAGGAGACAAGGGAACUAAGCAAACCUAAGUUCUUUGAAGUAUAGGGCGUAUUAAAGAUCGAGGGGAACCUAGUCCAGGCCGUUUUCAGUCCAACAUCUCGGUACGAAAGUUUAACACUAAGUCAGUUCAAUUAGCGUAAAGGAGAGACACCAUGGCCGCGACACAAACAGUACAAGUCUCACACUUGGAAGCCCAGGUUGGGUAUGCUAUAUCGAACAACAAGUUGGAUCCUUCAAAGCCGACAUGGGUGCUCAUCAACUCCAUGUGCACUACAGUCGAGUUCUAUCGCGCCCAGUUAGAUAACAAGACGUUAACGGCCGCAGUGAACCUAGUGGCCAUCGAGCCGCUCGGCCAUGGCGCAACAAGCUGUGCUACGGAACACUUCACCUACUGGGACACUGCGCUCGUUGCAUUGCAGGCCCUCGAGGCUUUGGGCGUAAAGAAGGCCUACGCGUUGGGAACCAGCCAGGGGGGUUGGAUUAUCGUGAGGAUGGCACUGCUGGCGCCGGAGAAGAUUCUGGGCCUCAUUCCUCUUGGCACGUCGAUGGAGGCUGAAACCAGCGAAUCCCGUGAGAAGGGCUGUUGGGACCCGGUCCCAUUUCUACAGCCGUUCCUUGAAAAAUGGGGUAUCCCUACCCCAAACUUCGUCAUCGGUGACGACUGGAUCCAAGCUGUGAGUGGGUUGGGUUUCGGGUCUGCGGGCACCCCUCAGGUCCUUGAGUACUGGACCGAGAUCCUACGUCGCGUCUACUCGGGGAACGAGGGACGUCGAAAGCUCCGGAUGGCUGCUAUCUGCUUGGCGGACAGAGAUGGGCUGCAACUCAGAAUAGGAGAUAUUAAAUGCCCCGUCCAUUGGCUACACGGAUCGGCCGAUAUUAUCUACACUCCUGCCAUUGCUCAGGAGCAUUCCCAACGAUUCACGGGUUCAAGCGACGUCCAGUUUAAUAUUCUCGAGGGUGGCGCUCACUUCUUGGUUGCGACGCAUCCUAAAGAGGUUGAGGAGGCAAUUUUGGCUAUGACAGCAAAGGCCUAGAUUGUUAUUAGGAGGACCGGGCCGUAUAUACCUUAUGAAGUUUUGGUAGUCGGCAGAGAAUUCUAUAUUAUUUCGGCCAGGGUUAGGUAGACACAGGUUUAUUAGAGGACAAAGCAAAUAGGUCAUCCAAUACAGGUUUCAAAAAGGGGGAUAUUUCACAUCCGGAAGUUGAACCUGCUUACCUACCACUAUUAUUUAUAUACAAUCGAAAAUCAUUCUCUAAUACCAAGACC
Molecule: messenger RNA, 1464 nt
Organism: Daldinia vernicosa
Lineage: Eukaryota; Fungi; Ascomycota; Sordariomycetes; Xylariales; Hypoxylaceae
Product: putative alpha/beta hydrolase
Exons: 4
Coding region: 350-1231 (293 amino acids)
Molecular function (GO): catalytic activity
Source: RefSeq, a predicted model, not a curated record